This is a messenger RNA of Kockovaella imperatae, 1077 nucleotides long. RefSeq lists its product as hypothetical. The coding region runs from base 248 to 1036 and encodes 262 amino acids. NCBI's taxonomy places the organism in Eukaryota, Fungi, Basidiomycota, Tremellomycetes, Tremellales, Cuniculitremaceae. The record is from RefSeq and is a predicted model, not a curated record. The transcript has 3 exons.
UUUGUAUUCUGAAGGGGCCCUUGCUAGUGGAUGGGGUCCCCUCCCACGUGAGAGUGGCACGAGACUCUAUUAUUGUUGAUUUUUGAUCGAACCACCUUUUUAUACAUAAAGGUGGCGCCUGCCAUCUGUUGAUCAGAUCUGCUACAGUAUAUAGCUGAAUAUUCAUCUCCACCAUUUUCAUAUCUUCCCAAGCCAGAAACACUCUCACAACCUUCUCUUUUUCUCUCUCUCUCUCUAUCUCGGUAAGAUGAGACUCUGUCAAAAUCGCCCAGAUGGUGGAUUCAGCGCUCACGUCGAAUUUGGAGGUCAAACGAUCCUGUCGACAUGUUUCGACGAUACCAUACUCAUACCUCUUGGAUCAUGGGCUUUCAUCCUCUUCACCGGCAUGUCAUUCCUCAUCUUUCGCAGGCGGGGACAGGCAUCCAACGUGGGAGAUCAUUUGAUGAACCAUGGAGGCAAAGAUGUGGAAUUGUCAACGGCGACGAAUCAUCAUCCUUCUCAUCUUGUUUCUGAAUCGCCAGCCACCACCACCACAUCGUCUCCUGCUAAUCGCUCGACCUAUCCAAGGCUACGUAAAACUCUUCUGGUCAUCAUAACCUUCCUCCUCGUCGCUCUUGUUGCCAUGCACGCAUUGGAGAUCGCUAGACUCUCGGCAAAUCACCAGGGUAUAGGUCUUUUACCUUUUGUCUUUGUUCCCCUGCUCCUCAUCAUCGUCAGCUUGUACGUCCCCACAACCGCUUGGAGCCGCGACGGGUUCACUAAACCCGCUCGACCUCAUGGUCUCGUGUGGCUCAUAGGCGUCACGCUCUAUUGUCUCUGGAUGUCAGCGACAUACGGUGUCAAGAUUUGGUCUCUCAAAGCAGUGUACAAUGUCAUAGGAAUGCGAGCGUACGACGGAGUCAACAGUCAGUACAAGGAGUCGGACAAAGUGGUCGAUUCUGUCACCAUCCUCGCAGUAUACUACGUUUUCAUGAUGUUGUACGUCAACAUGAUAUUCUUCGAGUAUAACGUCUACGGCUGGAAGAGGUUCUGGUGAUACGAGCCAUCAUCACCGGACCAGUAUGCAUAUAUGAAAAU